This is a messenger RNA of Ipomoea triloba (trilobed morning glory), 6651 nucleotides long. Its product is annotated as phosphatidylinositol 4-kinase alpha 1-like. NCBI's taxonomy places the organism in Eukaryota, Viridiplantae, Streptophyta, Magnoliopsida, Solanales, Convolvulaceae. The transcript is spliced from 26 exons. Gene Ontology annotation, cellular component: plasma membrane; cytoplasm. Gene Ontology annotation, molecular function: 1-phosphatidylinositol 4-kinase activity. Gene Ontology annotation, biological process: phosphatidylinositol-mediated signaling; phosphatidylinositol phosphate biosynthetic process. Bases 407 to 6505 code for a protein of 2032 amino acids. The record is from RefSeq and is a predicted model, not a curated record.
UCCGAUGCCCUUGUCAACAGUAACACAGUAUACAGUCAUACGGAUUACGGAGCACUAACGCGAUAUAACUCCAAAGGCAGCCGUCACCGAGCGAGGCACGAGAUGUGCCCUCAACCCCCAGAACGACGAACAGCGACCUAACGAGCAUGCCGCGUUGAACUUCACGUCCAGCCCACCACCUUUUUACCCUAAUUUGACUUCCAGUCUCGCCUCUUCCUCUUAGACACAUAUACACCCGAAUUUCUCGGGUAUUUGAAUUUAUCACUGCAACUUGGAUGCACACACUUUGCCGGCAUUGGUGCCGAUUCUUACUUAAAAUGUCGUUGAUUAGCUGAUCGUGUGCUGGAACUCUGCGUUCGUUGAUUAUUGGAGUUUUUAGUUACUCGGGGGUAGGUCGGAGUUCGAAAUGGAGUCAUUAAUUGAGCUGUGCGAUUUGAUCGCGGACAAUCCAGCUCAAUUUCAGGAGAAACUGACGUGGUUGUGUCGCCGGUGUCCACCGCCGGAGGCACUGCUCGUGGGAUCUCCUAGAGUUUCUAGGCCACAGCUCAAUGCAGUCCUUGCGGUGGCUCGAUUCCUCUCCAAAUGCUCCAAUUGCGUAGACAAAUGGCCCAAAUCGCUCAUCCUAGCCUUUUAUCGCUCUAUUUUUUCUUCUUUCAACCCAUCCUUUUGGCCGCAAUCCCUUGGGAUCGACUCGAUUGCAUCAUUCUUUAAUGAUUUUUUGGGAUAUGUCUCAAAAGCCUCGAAUCUUUGCCCAGAUUUCGCUUCAGAUGUUUCGGGGUUCACAGGCGAGAUUGUGAUAGCUGCAAUAGGCAAUGUAAGUGGAGAUGUCAGAAUUUCUAAGGUGUUCUUGCAUGCCAUAUCUCUAAAUUUCCCUCCUACCAUUCCUUCUGACGCGGAUAGGUUAAUUUCCACUCUCCUUGAUCGGUUUGAGAUUUGCAUUCCAGGCUCUCCGAGAGAGCUCAUUUCGAACAACUCAGUAGCAACCUCAGCUCAGAGUUCACCUCUGAGUAUGGGCCAUGAGAGGUCGAGUCCUGGAAAUGAUAUGAGCAUUGCAUCUGGAUCAUCCAGUAGUUUAGUUACUAGGAUUGCAGAUGACGCAGGCAGCUCACAGUCACCCAAGGGUAUAGUGAUGAAUGGAAGUAGCGGUCCUUGGAGGACCAAUGUGGACUCACUGGCAGCAAAUAUGGGUUUUAAUGAUGGUGGUGGAGGCAGUGGUGCCUAUAGGCUAGCUAUUGCUGCUUUUGAGGAGGAGUCCUUAGAUAGCCUUGAGAAGCGAGAAAUAGCUUUCAAAUUGAUAGGACACAUAUUGGACAAAACACAAGUUGAUCUCAAACUUUUGGAGCAAGUGAGAAGUAUUGCUAGGGAGCAACUACUGUCAAUGGUGGCUUUUCUUAAGAUAAGGAAGCAUGACUGGUCAGAACAAGGUCAGUCUCUGAAAGUUAGGAUCAACACAAAGCUUUCAGUUUACCAAGCAGCUUCUAAGUUGCAGAUUAAAACAGUUGGUACCCUUGAUUCUGAUGGGAAGUCAUCAAAGCGAUUGUUGCAUGGAGCUCUUGCACUAUUGAUUGAGGCUGCUGAGGCAUGCUUGUUCUCAGUGUGGCGGAAGUUGAGAACUUGUGAAGAUCUGUUCAGCUCCUUGCUUGCUGGAAUUUCUCAAGCUGCUGCUGCUCGCAGUGGCCAACUGCUUCGCGUUUUGCUAAUUCGAUUUAAACCUCUUGUCUUGGCUACAUGUGCUCAGGCUGACACUUGGGCCAGCAGUCAAGGGGCCAUGUUUGAAAGUGUUUUGAAGACUAGUUCUGAGAUAAUUGAAUUUGGAUGGAAAAUAGAUCGAUCUCCUGUGGACACUUUCAUUAUGGGAUUAGCUACAAGUAUUCGGGAAAGAAAUGACUAUCGAGAAGAGCAAGAGAAGGAGAAACAGGCAGCUUCUGCUAUUCAGUUGAAUGCUAUAAGGUUACUAGCUGACCUGAAUGUCAAAGUUAACAAGGCUGAAGUGGUUGACAUGAUAUUGCCAUUGUUUAUUGAAAGUUUAGAAGAGGGUGAUGCUUUGGUGCCGGGAUUGCUAAGACUCCGACUUCUUGAUGCUGUUUCUCAUCUGGCAAGUUUAGGCUUUGAGAAGUCCUACCGUGAAGCUAUUGUUCUGAUGACUCGAAGUUACUUGAGUAAACUUUCUGAUAUUGGCUCAGCUGAAAGUAAAACCUUGGUUCCGGAAGCUACCACAGAACGCAUUGAGACACUUCCUGCUGGAUUUCUUCUGAUUGCCAGUAGACUCAGCAACCCUAAGUUGCGCUCAGAUUACCGUCACCGGCUGUUGUCAUUGUGUUCAGAUGUGGGCUUGGCUGCUGAGGCAAAAAGUGGAAGGAGUGGAGCAGAUUUUCUUGGGCCUCUACUUCCUGCUGUUGCCGAGAUAUGUUCAGAUUUUGAUCCCACUGUAGAUGUUGAACCCUCACUUCUAAAGUUAUUUAGAAAUUUGUGGUUUUAUGUUGCUCUCUUUGGGUUAGCUCCUCCGAUACAGAAAAAUCAAGGUGUGUCAAAGCCUAUUUCCACUACUCUAAACAGUGUUGGGAGCAUGGGAACAAUCGCACUUCAAGCAGUAAGCGGGCCAUAUAUGUGGAAUUCUCAGUGGUCUUCUGCUGUCCAGCGCAUCUCCCAGGGGACACCACCUCUUGUUGUGAGCUCUGUGAAAUGGCUCGAAGAUGAGUUGGAACUUAAUGCUCUUCAUAACCCAGGUAGCCGAAGGGGGAGUGGAAAUGAAAAAGCUGCUGUAAGUCAGAGGACUGCUCUUUCUGCUGCAUUAGGAGGACGCUUGGAGCUUUCUGCAAUGAGCACAAUUUCAGGUGUAAAGGCAACUUAUCUACUUGCGGUAGCGUUUUUAGAGAUCAUACGAUUCAGCAGCAAUGGUGGCAUCCUGAAUGUGGGCCCUGCUUCAACUGCUUCUUGUAGUGCUUUCAGUUGUGUCUUUGAAUACUUGAAAAGCCCUAAUCUUAUGCCAGCAGUUUCCCAGUGCUUGACAGCAAUCAUCUACAGGGCCUUUGAAACAGCAUUAGGCUGGAUGGAUGAUCGAACAUCUGAGACUGGGCAGAUUGCUGAGACUAGAGAAUCUACUCUGUCUGCCCAUGCUUGUUUUCUCAUUAAAAACUUGUCUCAGAGGGAUGAACAUGUUCGGGAUAUCUCAGUCAAUUUGUUGAAUCGACUUAAAGAUCGAUACCCUCAGAUUCUGUGGAACUCUUCUUGUCUGGAUUUGCUGCUAUUUUCUGCACAGAAUGAUCCUCCUGCAACUCUUGUCAGUGACCCUGCAUGGGUUGCAACCAUCCGUUCUUUGUACCAGAAGACUGUUCGGGAAUGGAUAAUUGUGUCACUAUCAUAUGCUCCUUGCACUACUCAGGGCCUUCUUCAGGAAAAGCUAUGCAAAGGAAACACCUGGCAAAAAACACAGCCAACUAAAGAUGUUGUUUCUCUUCUAUCUGAGAUUAAGAUUGGUACUGGUAAAAAUGAUUGUUGGACUGGCACAAAAACUGCAAAUAUUCCUGCUGUCAUGGCUGCAGCUGCUGCAGCAUCUGGAGGAAACUUAGCACUGACAGAGGCGUUUAAUUUGGAGGUGCUAAGUACUGGAAUGGUGAGUGCUACUGUAAAAUCUAACUAUGCUGGGGAGAUAGCUGGAAUGAGAAGGAUAUAUGAGGGCAUUGGUGGGCUUGAUUCUAAUCUCCUAACGAUAGGAAAUGGGCAUAAUCUUGAUCCUCCAACCUUUGGAUCUGCAGCUAUGGUUCGAGAUUCACCUCCCAAAACUUACUCUUUUUGUGAGUUAUUACUUAUGAGGUUUGUGCGUCUACUUCAGAAGUUUGUUAACAUAGCAGAGACAGGUGUAGAGGUAGAUAAAUCUUCAUUUCGUGAAACAUGUUCUCAAGCUACUGCUUUACUUCUUUCAGAUAUGGUAAAUGGUUCAGAUUCAAAAUCUAUUGAGAGCUUUGCACAGCUUCUUCGUCUCCUUUGCUGGUGCCCAGCUUACAUUUUAACCCCUGAUGCAAUGGAGACUGGUAUAUUUAUUUGGACAUGGUUGGUUUCAGCAGCUCCUCAUCUGGGUCCUCUUAUCCUUGCUGAACUCGUUGAUGCAUGGUUGUGGACGGUUGACACGAAAAGAGGUCUUUUUGCAUCUGAGACACGGUAUUCUGGGCCCGCUGCUAAGUUAAGGCCUCACCUGGCUCCUGGGGAGCCAGAAUUACCACCAGAAAAGGACCCUGUUGAACAGAUAAUGGCCCAGAGACUUUGGAUUGGAUUUUUUAUUGAUCGCUUUGAGGUGGUUCGCCAUAAUAGUAUUGAACAGCUUUUACUACUAGGUCGAUUGUUACAAGGAACCACAAAGCUCACUUGGAACUUUUCCCACCACCCAGCUGCUUCUGGAACCUUUUUCACCCUCAUGCUAUUAGGGCUAAAAUUUUGCUCUUGUAAGUCACAGGGUAGUCUACAGAACUUCAGGAGUGGGCUGCAGCUACUGGAAGACAGGAUUUACAGGGCUUCAUUGGGCUGGUUUUCCCAUCUACCUGAAUGGUAUGACAUGGGUAAUAACAAUUUUGCCUUGACUGAGGCUCACUCUGUUUCUGCAUUUGUUCAUCAUCUUUUGAAUGAGCCAGUGGAUACUCAACUUGAUAUGAAGGGACGGGGACCUGAAAAUGGAAGCUCUUUCAACAAUGUGAAAGACCAGUAUCACCCUGUAUGGGGCCAAAUUGAGAACUACAGUGUUGGAAGAGAGAAGCGGAAGCAGUUACUUCUGAUGCUAUGCCAGCAUGAGGCUGAUAGGCUUGAUGUUUGGGCACAACCAAUUGUUUCCAAAGAAAGCAUUUCACGGCCAAAAAUUAGCUCAGAGAAAUUGGUUGAAUAUGCUAAGACUGCCUUCUCUGUUGAUCCUCGGAUAGCUUUAUCGCUUGCAUCAAGGUUUCCCACAAAUAAUGCUCUCAAAGGUGAAGUGACCCAGUUGGUUCAGUCACACAUACUAGAGAUUCGCAGUGUACCUGAAGCUUUGCCGUACUUUGUUACUCCUAAGGCUGUUGAAGAAAAUUCAUCACUUUUGCAACAAUUGCCACACUGGGCUGCAUGUUCGAUCACAAUGGCUUUGGAGUUCCUUACACCACCAUUUAAGGGUCAUCCUCGCGUGAUGGCCUAUGUUCUAAGGGUGUUGGAAUCUUAUCCUCCAGAUCGUGUGACUUUCUUCAUGCCUCAGCUGGUGCAGGCUUUAAGAUAUGAUGAAGAGAGGUUGGUAGAAGGAUACUUACUUAGAGCUGCUCAUAGGAGUGAUGUAUUUGCCCAUAUUCUGAUAUGGCAUUUACAGGGAGAGACCUGUGCACCAGAAGCAGGGAAGGAUGCUUCUGUCAAGAACAACUCGUUUCAGACUCUCUUGCCUGUGGUUCGGCAACGUAUAAUUGAUGGCUUCAAUCCUAAAGCACUUGAUGUGUUUCAAAGAGAAUUUGAUUUCUUUGACAAGGUCACAUCUAUAUCGGGUGUUCUCUUUCCACUUCCAAAGGAGGAAAGACGAGCUGGAAUUCGUAGGGAACUAGAGAAAAUUCAGGUGCAAGGAAAUGACCUUUAUCUACCCACUGCUCCAACUAAACUUGUCAGAGGUAUUCAAGUUGAUAGUGGAAUUCCCUUACAAUCAGCUGCCAAGGUUCCUAUCAUGAUUACAUUUAACGUGGUGGAUCGAGAUGGGGAUGAAAAUGAUAUAAAGCCUCAGGCAUGCAUAUUCAAGGUUGGAGAUGAUUGUCGGCAAGAUGUUCUUGCUCUACAAGUCAUUUCACUUCUGAAGGAUAUAUUUGCAGCUGUUGGGCUUAACCUUUAUCUGUUUCCAUAUGGAGUUCUUCCAACUGGCCCAGAAAGAGGAAUAAUUGAGGUUGUACCUAACACCAGGAGCCGAAGUCAAAUGGGUGAGACAAAUGAUGGUGGUUUGUAUGAGAUUUUUCAACAGGACUAUGGACCUGUUGGUUCUCCCAGUUUUGAAGCUGCUCGCGAGAACUUCAUCAUUAGUAGUGCUGGUUAUGCAGUCGCUAGCCUUUUGCUUCAACCAAAGGAUAGACAUAAUGGGAACCUUCUAUUUGACAAUGUUGGUAGGCUUGUUCAUAUUGAUUUUGGUUUUAUCCUGGAGACAUCACCUGGUGGGAAUAUGCGAUUUGAGAGUGCUCACUUCAAGCUGAGUCAUGAGAUGACUCAACUAAUUGAUCCAUCCGGAGUAAUGAAAAGUGAGAGUUGGUAUCAGUUUGUGAGCUUGUGUGUGAAGGGUUAUCUUGCCGCUCGCCGCUACAUGGAUGAGAUUAUCAAUACAGUCUUAUUGAUGAUAGAUAGUGGGUUGCCUUGCUUCAGCAGGGGCGAUCCUAUAGGAAAUCUUCGUAAAAGAUUUCACCCUGAAAUGAGUGAGCGUGAGGCAGCCAUGUUUAUGAUUCGUACAUGCACCGAUGCAUAUAACAAAUGGACUACAGCCGGAUAUGAUUUGAUACAGUAUUUGCAGCAGGGUAUUGAAAAAUGAUGUAGUAAUUCUUUUUGUGAAGAAAUUACUUUGCUGUCUCCUUCCUAAGUUGUAUAUUUUGAUGGAUAGUAAGUUGUUAAAAACAUAGUCGUUUAUAAAGUACAACAGCUUCUUUCUUCUUUAUAUAUAUACAUUAGUUUUUCAUA